Messenger RNA from Pseudocercospora fijiensis CIRAD86, 1413 nucleotides. RefSeq lists its product as uncharacterized. The coding region runs from base 347 to 847 and encodes 166 amino acids. The transcript has 2 exons. The record is from RefSeq and is a predicted model, not a curated record. Lineage: Eukaryota; Fungi; Ascomycota; Dothideomycetes; Mycosphaerellales; Mycosphaerellaceae.
CAACAACACCUUUCCAGGGGCCAACGGAGCCUGGAGAAGAAGACUCUUCUUCGCUGCGACGACAGCUUCACUCUUUCAGCUGUCGAACGCACGCCAUUCUUUUAUAUCUGCGCCGGCCCAUUCUCGCGGACAUCCUACAGUGCUUACAAUCUUUACGAAUACGCAACCCGGCACCGCUGUCACGAGCUCGUCCGUCCGAAUAAACCGCAUUCGAGUCGACGACAAUAGCACCGGACGUCGACCACCAUCAAAGCCAGUCACUCUUUUAUAGAAAACCAUGUUCAACCACCUUGCGAAUCUCGUCCGAAGGGAUACACAAGGACCAUCACCUGGACCACCAGCCACCAUGAUCAGCCUUCUGAUAGUGCUUCUGGUCUUGCUGAUCCUCGCACUCCUUCUCGUCGCCGGCCUGUUGUACAUGCGACACCGAAGAAGAGCGCAGAGAAACAAUUCUGAACUACCCAUCUACGACGAGAAGCGCAUGUCGAGCGCAUCGGCAGCAUCAUCGUCACAUCGCCGUGUUAUGGCACGACCCUCGGAGUCGAUAUACGUCUACCAGGAGAAGCAGAACCUCGUCGAGAACUCGAGCGCGCCGCCAUCCGGCCCGCUUCCACAAAUCCACAUCACAUUCCCGGAGGAGUAUGACGAUACUGGCAAGCGCGUGUCAGGCCGGGUGGUCGUCGUUCGUGUGGGAGAUACUGGGGUUGGUCUCGAGCCACUAGAGAACCUUCCCGCGUACCAACAGCAGGAUAGGAGGAGUUUUGAGUCUGUCGACCUGGAACGAGUCGGAGGACUUGUCGAGAAGGCGCGAAAUGCACCUACCUAUGACAAGUUCGAGAAGAUCUAGGCAAUGCGGAUGAGAAGAAAACACCCCAGCUGUUAACGACGUCUACGACCAAAUGUCUUUGCACAGAUCGGAACGCACAUACACAUACCACUGGAAGGGAGCAGCAGGCUCCUCACGACGGCGCAUGAACAUAAAGUCGGCGACAUUGUACCUGUUUUUUUCCGGCGGCCUUCCAGACCGCCGCCCUACAUACUUUACGUUACAUUUCGACCCCAGAUACGACUGGACACCACGACGACGAGCCUCGACGGCAGCAGUCCGAAGUGCAUCUUACUUACAUACACUUAAUGUGUUGUCGUUGCUGGCAGGGCAGAGCAGAGUUUGAAGCUCGCUCGUCCGCCCGCAUUUUUCUGUUGCCAUUCAAUCACGACAGUGGGAAGAGCAAAAUGCCCCCAAGUUUGCUGUGCUGUUCACAAAGCGUGGAGCGAGAGCGAGAGGUUUGGUGAUUCUGCUUCUGAUGUCUCUCGUAGAUUAAGACUGGUAUCGUCAUCGUGUAUAUCCUACACUGAGCUGUCUGGUACUGAGUCCAGGACUCGGCUGAAUGAAAUGCUUCAUGCGCAAGAAAA